Molecule: messenger RNA, 3407 nt
Organism: Falco peregrinus (peregrine falcon)
Lineage: Eukaryota; Metazoa; Chordata; Aves; Falconiformes; Falconidae
Gene: HIBCH
Product: 3-hydroxyisobutyryl-CoA hydrolase
Exons: 15
Coding region: 106-1164 (352 amino acids)
Biological process (GO): L-valine catabolic process
Cellular component (GO): mitochondrion
Molecular function (GO): 3-hydroxyisobutyryl-CoA hydrolase activity
Source: RefSeq, a predicted model, not a curated record
GCGGAGCCCAGCCCGCCGGCCGCUCCCCUGCGCAUGCGCUUUAUGCCACCCCCGGCGGUCGUACCGGUUACCCGAUGACGGCGAUCGACCGCGCCGGCUGCCGCCAUGGCAGCCCGGGUGCUGAGGCCGCUGCCCAGACUGAAGCCAUUCAACAGACUACAACUAAUAUUGCAACAUUUGAAAAUGUCUAAUCAAAUGGAUUCGACAGCUGAAGUCUUGUUGGAAAAGAGAGGAGGUGCAGGAAUAAUAACUUUGAACAGACCCAAGGCUCUCAAUGCAGUAAAUCUUUCUAUGAUCCGACAAAUUUACCCACAAAUAAAGACUUGGGAGCAAGAUCCUGAAACUUUUCUAAUAAUUAUAAAGGGAACUGGAGGCAAAGCUUUUUGUGCUGGGGGUGACAUCAGAGCCAUCACAGAUGCAGGAAAAGUUGGAGGCAGACUGGCACAAGAUUUCUUCAGAGAAGAAUAUAUGCUGAACAAUGCCAUUGGCACUUGCAAGAAACCAUAUGUGGCACUUAUCGAUGGCAUUACAAUGGGAGGGGGAGUUGGCCUCUCAGUCCAUGGAUGUUUCCGAGUUGCUACAGAAAAGACACUUUUUGCAAUGCCAGAAACAGCAAUAGGCCUUUUUCCUGAUGUAGGUGGAGGAUAUUUCUUGCCAAGGCUAUCAGGAAAGCUUGGCUAUUACCUCGCACUAACAGGAUUUAGGCUGAAAGGAAGAGAUGUACUAAAAGCUGGCAUUGCUACACAUUUUGUAGAAUCCGAAAAGCUACCUGCCUUAGAGAAAGAUCUGGUAGCACUGAAAUCUCCGUCAACAGAAAAUAUUGCAGACUUACUGAACUCUUACCACAUGAAGAGCAAAGUUGAUCAAGAAAAGGGGUUUGUACUCGAUGAACACAUGGAGAAGAUUAACAGUCUUUUUUCAGCAAAUACUAUGGAAGAAAUUGUUAAAAAAUUAAAGCAAGAUGGUUCUCCUUUUGCCAUUAAGCAGCUAGAGACUAUUAGUAAGAUGUCACCUACAUCCUUAAAGAUGACUCUCAGACAGCUCAGAGAAGGAGCUUCCAUGAACUUGCAAGACGUACUGACGAUGGAAUACAGACUGAGCCAAGCAUGCAUGAGAGGCCAUGACUUCUAUGAAGGUGUUCGGGCAGGCUUGGGCUACUUCUGAAGUGAUCUACUGUUCCUUGUGUCAUCAGUGCUGAUUGACAAAGACCAAUCCCCCAGAUGGAAGCCAGCUGCUCUAGAAGAAGUCAGUGAUGAAUUUGUGGACGAUUGCUUUAAGCCAUUGGGAAACAAUGAUCUCAAGUUGUAAAGAUCGAGUCUAUUGACAUCGUAUUCGCCUGCUUAAUUCUAUGAUUAUAAAAAUUAAUAUAGUGUGAUAAAGUUUGACAAGACUUUUUUAGCUAGCCUGAGAUUUGUAAGUCUAUUUUUUUUUUUUUUUUUUUUUUUUUUGCAUUCAGGAACAUUCUCUUUUGUGUUGCUGCCAUCAUAGCAAAAUAAUUAUAUCUCUGGUUAAUAAGGGGGAAAAUCACUUUAAGGCAAAUUGUUAUUUUUACUGCUUUACACAAUGAUUAACAUUUAAUUUGUUGCAUCAGCUCUUCAUUUAGGAGGAGCCUUUGGGGGAUGACCUAGUAAGCAAGAAGUCAGGAGACCUUUGUAUUCUUGGCUCUGUCACUGGUCUGUUAAAUUGGGAUUGUGCCUCAGAUUCUUCUCUUUACAAUAAAAAUAAAGUAUACUUCAAGCUUCAAAGUAGUCAGAGCAACAAAGGAAAAUACAAGACAUGCUAAAUGCAUGGUGUUAAGUAGUCUUUUAAAUAAAAGGUCAGACUGACACAUUAUUAGUCUGAUAGCAAGAAAUUGUUCUAUUGAUUUAACAUUUGGUCGGUAUUCAGAUUUGCUGUGCGAUGUACACAUUGUUUCAAAUGUCAUAAUACUGCCAGAGCCUCGAGCAGACUUCUGUUUCCUUGUAAAACCAUUUUUUAAAAAAAUGCCAUUAAGUUUGAUUGACCUGCGUAACUAGUUUUUCAUGAUUUCAAGCAUUGCUAGUUUUUCCUGGUCUUAAACUGUCUCAGACCUUCCUCUGAACCCUAAGCAGUGAUGUUUCCCGUUGAUGAUGGUGACUGACUGAUGAUUUUAGUGGUAGAGGUCAGCCUGGCACUAAUGCUGCGCAUGGCUGGAGUUUAUCUGUACCAACUAGUCUGGGAUCCCAUUUGCUUGUGCCCAUGAACAUCCCGUCUGCUGGGUGGAAAAUCUGUCAAAAGCAGGGGCUGAGAAAAAGAUUCUGAAAACACCAAUAUGUACUGAAGAUAAUGAAUAAGGGAAAACACGAAAUAUCUGCUGCGACGUAGAUCGUACAGAUUUUUAACCCAGCAUGUCCUAACAAAUGUAUUUGUUGGGAUCAAAAUUUAAAUAUACAUCAAAACCCCCUUGUAUGUGCAUUAAAGCUUGCUGGGUUCUGAUACUAAUAAUACUUGAAGUUAUAUGGCAUAACCAGAACCCCUUGAUAAAAGUAUAAUUUUUAGAGGGGGUGAAAUCAAUUUUUUUAUUGUGUGUGCAACACAGAGCUACUAAGCUUUCUUCGACAUUAAGGCUGCGUGCUUCUUUAUGCUUAAUGAAAUCAUGUAUCAGUAUCUCUUCCUGUUUGUUUCUGCAGUUAUAGGCAGGUCACAAAUACAAAUUUUGGCUUCGCUGAAGAUGAUCCACUGAGACUAAAAGAAGACGACUUUUGGUCAAAUAACAGUCAGUAGUCAGCACUGGGGGAAUCACAGUCAGAGCUACAGCAGAACCUUUACGGGGUUUUCUACGCGGGGCAGUUUUCAUUAGGACAGCAGCAGUCUCUGCUGGCUUAAAGCUCCUUCCUUCCUUCCUGGAAGCUGUUGCCUGGAAACUAAGUCCCGGAAAGUCAGGCAUUGAGGUGAACUACCAAGGUGCCUCUCAGAGAAUUAGAGGCGAGCAAAAGGGAGAGCAAAAUCAAGAAAAAAUGGCACCUUGCUUUGUCACUAGAAUUUGUCUGACAAAAUUGUUAAAAUUUCUGCUGUGAGUUGACGCUACCGUGUUCAUAUUUGUCAUGAGACAGUCCAUGAGCUUCUUUUCAAAAGUAGUUGAGAGAUUUAGUUCUGAAAACAUGACUUGAAUUUCUACCUCAUGCUCUCAGAAAUGUAAACCUCCCUUCUUAUUUUUUAAAAUUUUUGUAUAUUUUAGAUAAUCUUAAACAAUGGCUAUUUUUAUUUUAUUUUUUAAAAAUGGGUUCAUUCCAUCGUUUUGUACAAAAGGAGCAAUCUUCAGCAACUGUAUUUAAUGAGAAACAGUAAUCCCCAAGGAGCAGGGCUCACGCCUUCUCUGACUGCAAAGGACUUACAACAUGUUAGCAACAGUAUACUCCUGAAACAAUAAACUUUGCCUUGCACAUUCA